AUGUUUGAAUGCUGGACAGACUGGUUUGAUAGAGAUGAUCCCAGUGGAACUGGAGACUGGGAGACCCUCUACAAUCUUCGUAAGGAGAACCCAGGAAAGAUCUGCCCUAAACCAGUGGAUAUCGAGGCCCAAACUCUUUCUGGUCUCAGUGUGGCUCAGGCAGGUGAUCUCCACACUCAAUCAGACCCAUCUGUAGGAUUCAUCUGCAAAAACCAGGACCAACCCACAAGGAUGUGUAAUGAUUAUCAUGUUCGUUUCAGCUGUCAUCCCCCUUUCUGCGGUGGAGGAGUAUGCUGGACCAAGUGGUAUGACCGUGACGAUCCCAGUGGAACUGGGGACUGGGAGACUUUGAGAGCUCUGAAGAACCAGUACCCAGAACAAAUUUGCGACUUCCCUCUGCACAUAGAAGCUGUUACCACCGAUACACUGACCCCAGCCAUCUCUACAGGGGAGAUCUUCCAUCUUUACAACCCAACUCAGGGAUUUGUUUGCCGCAAAGAGGACCAGAAAUCUGGCACUUGCCACGACUACAAAGUUCGGUUUGGGUGCCCAUGCAAACAUUAAGCCCUGCCUGAUAACGAUGGGGAGAGAAGACAUUCAGAUUCUUAUUACUUUAA
Molecule: messenger RNA, 617 nt
Organism: Thunnus maccoyii (southern bluefin tuna)
Lineage: Eukaryota; Metazoa; Chordata; Actinopteri; Scombriformes; Scombridae
Product: cartilage intermediate layer protein 2-like
Exons: 5
Coding region: 1-564 (187 amino acids)
Source: RefSeq, a predicted model, not a curated record